UGUUUGCGCCAAUUUUCAUUUCAAGGAACUGAAGUAGUCACAAUGAACGAUUCAGUGGAUAUAAGAAAUGGAAGCUUUCUCUACCAAUUCAGCACCGAAUACGCGAAAUACCACGGUUACCUCAGCCUAGUCGUGUGUUUCUUUGGAAUAGUAACCAACAUUAUCAAUAUAACGGUUCUGACCAGAAAGCACAUGCGCACUCCAGUCAAUUUGAUCCUCACCUCAUUAGCAGUCGCAGAUAUACUAACUAUGGCCAGCUAUCUACCCUUUUCUUGGCAUUUUUACUGCAAGUACCCGAAUCCAAAUCCUCACCGCAACACAUUCGGGUGGAUGCAAUUUCUAAUAUUUCACAUCAAUUUCACAACCACAACGCACACGGUUUCCGUCUGGUUGGGAGUUCUGCUCGCAAUAUUCCGCUACCGUCACAUACAGUCUCCAGCAAAAGGAAAUCUAACACGCAUGCGCAGGAUUAUUCGUGCUCGCAUUAGCGUCUGCCUGACUUACGUAUCGGCGGCUCUUCUUCUCGUACCGAACUACAUAUCAUACGAUUUGAUUUUAAAAGACGAAUCCUAUUAUGUUUUGAAAAGCAUUAAAGCUAACAAGGACCGGUCGUUUCUAGUUAACCUGUGGUUGUACAGCAUCUUGGCCAAGCUUUUACCGUGUAUUCUCAUGAUCGUUUACGGCGGACUUUUGUUACGAACUCUAAAGGCAAAGCUAAAAAACAAGCGCCGCUUGUCCAGCCUGGCUCCGGCCAACAGUCAGCCACGUAUACUGGACCAUUCUCGCACCACACGGAUGCUGCUUGUUGUUGUGAUUCUGUUCAUUGUCACGGAACUGCCUCAGGCUAUCCUGCUCAUACUCAGCGCCACUCUAGAAAAAUUCUUCGGCGAUUACUAUACUCCGCUUGGAGAUUUAAUGGACAUUGUGGCUUUAAUAAAUAACGCUAUAAACUUUGUACUCUACUGUUCAAUGAGCCAAGAGUACCGAAGGACGCUCAUGCAAAUAUACUGCUCGGUUCUGUCAACGCAACGUUCCAUUGUCACGCUUGAUAUGGCACCAGAACUCAUCACAAACACUCGCAUUAACCUAAGAUGACUACCGAGCAGAAUAUAAAAAAAAAAAUACAUCCAUGCAAAAAAACUAACAAACAAAACGAACUGAUAUAUAAAAAGAACAAGACAAAAAAAAAUGACAAUAAAUAAAAUUCAUUUUCCUUCACCA
This is a messenger RNA of Octopus bimaculoides (California two-spot octopus), 1221 nucleotides long. RefSeq names its product G protein-coupled receptor dmsr-1. Gene Ontology annotation, biological process: G protein-coupled receptor signaling pathway. Lineage: Eukaryota; Metazoa; Mollusca; Cephalopoda; Octopoda; Octopodidae. Gene Ontology annotation, cellular component: plasma membrane. The record is from RefSeq and is a predicted model, not a curated record. Gene Ontology annotation, molecular function: G protein-coupled peptide receptor activity.